AUGGAUGUGGGGCACGUUCGGGCGGCGCCGUCAGCGAAGCGAUCGUUACGUGCGGACGACUCGGCUUCUUUUUCGCCGCGAUUACCAGGCGUUUUCAGUGGCGCACCGCUGACGCGGCGCGUUUGCAAGAAAGACAUCCAAGCGGAGACUGUUCGUGCGGAAGCACAUUCCGUUGAUAUCACGCCGCUUCUUGAGCCGCGUCUCGUUGCAGGGCUUGGUUGCCCUGAGUCUGAACGAUGGAGUAUUCAGCGCCUAACAUACCGCGGCUAUCGCAUCGAGGACCUGAGCGCGAGAGCUACAUUCGAAGAAGUCGCGUUUCUCCUGCUUAAUGGUCAUCUUCCAACUAAGGCCGAACUCGAAGGCCAGCAUCAGGAACUUGUUAAAGCUCGUCGACUCCCUGCCGCUCUCAAAGUUUGUCUGGAGUGCUGCCCCAAAAAUGCACAUCCCAUGGACGUUUUGAGGACAGGGUGCUCGCUGAUGGGCAUGUUAGAGCAAGAAACGGAACCGCUAGUGCGGCUGGCUAAAAUAGGCCUCAGGCUAAUUGGUAUGUACAGUAGCAUGCUGCUGUACUGGUACCACUACGCUCACCACGGCAUAAGGAUCUGCGAAGAGACAGAUCCAAACGACUCGAUUGCCGCUCAUUUCCUCAAAUUGUUGAAUUUUCAGAAUCCUUUCUACAAACCUCAUCCCCUCGAAACGCGAGCUGUUGACGUGUCCCUUAUCCUUUACGCGGAGCAUGACUUCAAUGCUUCGACUUUCGCGGCGCGCGUGACAGCAGCGACGCAGUCAGACAUUCACAGCGCAAUCUGCAGCGCAAUCAACACGCUCAAGGGACCCUUACACGGAGGCGCGAACGAGGCCGCUAUGCGGUUUCUAGAAACGAUUCGAGACUGCGAACACGCCGACCAAGUGCUGGAGAGCAUGUGGAAGCGCAAAGAGAGAAUCAUGGGCUUCGGGCAUCGGCUAUAUAAAAGUGGAGACCCGCGCUCGCCGAUAAUGAUGAAGCUCGCGCAGAACCUCUCCCAGCUCGCGCCGAAGAAGGAUCCGAAGCUCGUCAAGAUCGCACAGCACAUCGAAAAACGCAUGAAGGAAGAAAAGCGGCUCCCUGCAAACGUCGACUUCCCGUGCGCAGUGACUUACCGGCAGUGCGGCAUUCCAACAGAGUUGUACACGCCACUGUUUGUGAUCGCGCGGACAGCAGGGUGGACUGCGCACGUCAUGGAGCAGCGCGCGAGUAACCGACUCAUUCGGCCUGUCUCUCUCUACGUGGGGCCGCCUGUGCGUUCAUUUUCUUCUCUCGACGAGCGCGAAGGAAAGUGCAGUCUCUCAGGGCAGCACUGCGGCGCCCGAAGUCGGCUCUAG
Molecule: messenger RNA, 1362 nt
Organism: Besnoitia besnoiti
Lineage: Eukaryota; Apicomplexa; Conoidasida; Eucoccidiorida; Sarcocystidae
Product: putative citrate synthase
Exons: 9
Coding region: 1-1362 (453 amino acids)
Biological process (GO): tricarboxylic acid cycle; carbohydrate metabolic process
Cellular component (GO): mitochondrial matrix
Molecular function (GO): 2-methylcitrate synthase activity
Source: RefSeq, a predicted model, not a curated record